UGGGGCCAUACUGUAGUGACUGAGGGAGUGUUUUAAAUGAUUGAAACAUUUCCAAAGAGCUUUUAAAAUUACAUGUAUAGGAAGAACACUGAUGGUCUGAGGACCAAAAAAGGUGUAAACAAUAAUAAUGUACACAAAUUAAAUAUUUAUUGACUAAAUCCAAAAUGAAGAGCAUCACAGACUGCACACAACGGAAUAUUAUACUAAAAGCUGAGAUAAACUAGGAAUCGGAACAUGAAAAACAUGAUCCUUUAACAAAGCUUUUAAUUGCAUGCGAGAAGAGGAAUGCUGUAAGACAUGUACUUUUUUUUUCUUUGAGUAACAAGUAAGUCAUUUGUAUUUGCUGAAAAAAGGAAACAAAAAUGGAUAAAUUUCGCAUGAUCUUCCAGUUCCUACAGUCCAACCAGGAAUCAUUCAUGAAUGGAAUAUGCGGUAUUAUGGCACUUGCGAGUGCCCAUCUAUAUACAGCUUUUGAUUUCAACUGCCCGUGUAUACCAGGCUACAAUAUGUCGUACGGCAUGGGCGUACUAUUCGUUCCACCUAUAGUACUAUUCCUUUUAGGGUUUGUAAUGAACAAUAAUGUAUCCAUGUUGGCAGAAGAAUGGAAGAGACCCACAGGUAUGAGACAAAAGGAUCCUGCAGUUUUACGUUAUAUGUUGUGUUCGAUGACCCAGAGAGCAUUUAUCGCCCCAGCUGUUUGGGUAUCAGUGACAUUAUUGGAUGGCAAAUGUUUUAUUUGUGCGUUUAGCACUUCAGUACCUGUGGAUAAACUUGGUAAUAUGACAGAUGUAGACUUAUCAGAGAAAGAAAUUAAGAGAAUGUUAGCUAGGAUUCCUUGCAAAGACAUUUACGAUGGGCACAGCAUUAUUGAACAAGAAGUGGCAGCGAGGUAUCUGCGAUGCAUCUCCCAGGCUUUGGGAUGGACUUUUGUUUUAAUUAUGACCUUCAUGGCAUUCCUUGUUAGAGCCAUCCGACCGUGUUUUACCCAAGCCGCUUUCCUGAAGAGCAAAUACUGGUCCCAUUACAUUGACAUAGAGCGCAAGCUAUUUGACGAGACCUGCACAGAGCAUGCAAAAAGCUUUGCCAAGCUUUGUAUUCAGCAAUUCUUUGAGACAAUAAACCAAGAUAUGGGUAUGGAACAUCACAUGGAACCUCCUUAUAUAACGGAGGAGAAACCAUCAGAACAAGAGGAAAAAGAGAAGCUCUUGGGAAUCACAGACCAAGGAACAAUGAAUAAAGUACUGAAAAACUGGCACAAAUGUAAACCUCCAUUAAACUUGAGCAAAUAUGAAACCCAUAAUGGAAAUGGAUGCAUCAAAGAAAACAUUGAGUUAAAUAAUUUGAACAGUCCUAAGAAGGAAAUUAUAACUUAUUAUAGUAAGGUUUAAUAUUUGGCUCACUUGUAAAAAAGAAGGAAUAAUUCUACCAACAUUUACAAGGGAGAUAAGUGAAAUGCCUAAAAAUCCAGAGGAACAGUAACAGAAUACUGUAAUACUGGGGACUGUUACAAUGUGAUGAAAAUACACACACUGCAUUCUGAAGAAUGUGCUUCUUUUUAGUAUAAUGCAUUUAUGUAUUACGGAGCAUAAACAUAUGUGGCUAUUAUUUGUUUUAAAUUAAAAUUGUAAUUUAUAUUAAAAUGUUUUAGAUUGAAAACUAGGGGAAAGGACCUGGAUAUACCAGAGGUGCUAUUUUGUGAUGCAGAAUAUCUAAAUUAGGGACAGAUUAUAAAUGGAGCUUAAAAUAUCGCUUAUGCAAAAGCGAUAUAUAUGCGCUCCACUUUGUAAUACCAGCGCUGGUAUUAUGAGGCAGGUAUAAUUGCACGAAAGCAUUGCGCUCACAAGAGCGUGCUUCCAUAUGCUCCAAUGACAUCUAAGCGCUGUGAAGGGGGUAAAUUGCGUAGCAUUGGGCAGUAAUUUUAAAUAUAUAUGCAUAUGAAUAUAUACAUAUAUAUUGAUGUGUUUAUGUGUAUAUACACAUAUUAACACAUAAAUAUAUAUGUAUAUAAGCAUAUACAUAUAUAUUUUCAGGGAACACUCAGUUCCCAUAGACAGCAAUGUAAAGGCACUUUUCGGUGCCGUUUUUUUUUUUUUUUUUCUAACACCCCACAGCCCCUAAAAACUGCCUAGUGCAGUAAUUUAAAAAAACAAAAAAAAGAUGCUUCAAUUUUUUAAUUUUUCAAAAGGCACUACACAUUUUUUGGGGGGGGGUAGUUGGGGCACAUUUAAAAAAUUAACCAGAGGUCUGACCUAUGGUUAAUUUUUGGAGCGGUAGCAAUAAAUGGUUAUUUAUAACGCAUCCGUAAACGUUUGUGGGCACGCAAUAAAUGAGUGCUCCACUUGUAAUCGAGCCCUUAAUUGGUGGCCAAUUACAUGUCUUACAGGCCUGAAGUUUUUAGAAAGAUCAGCCAAGCUUAAAUAAAAUCUAGUAUACGGGACAGUAUUACAGAGAAAAGAUUAUCUGAAACAUAUAGUGAUGUUUUUAUGCAUUGUUUGUUAUUGUAGAUCUUAAUUUUCACAAAUUAUAUUUAAUUUCAGAUGAAAAUGUCAAGAUUUGUUGAACUUACAUUACACUGUAUUUCCCAUAAUGCACUCAAAUUUUUAAUAAAAAAAAACUCUGUUA
Bombina bombina (fire-bellied toad) is the source of this 2622-nucleotide messenger RNA. RefSeq names its product calcium homeostasis modulator protein 1-like. Lineage: Eukaryota; Metazoa; Chordata; Amphibia; Anura; Bombinatoridae. The record is from RefSeq and is a predicted model, not a curated record. Gene Ontology annotation, molecular function: monoatomic cation channel activity. The transcript has 2 exons. Bases 363 to 1388 code for a protein of 341 amino acids.